AUGUAACAACCUGUCCCAACAACUACUGGAGGUUCACUCUAACCAAUUUUAUCAAAUUAAAGAAGUCAAUCUGCAAAACCUUCGUUGAUGACAUUAUAAAAUCAAAGAACAGUUUAAUCAGCUAUGUAAAGAAGUCCUGUACUUCCAUCUGCCCAAAGAGUACCAUCUGGAAUAGGAAGCUUUGCUUAACCAACCAAUAAUAGUCAACGCAUAUAGAGUGGUUAUACAAGAAUUCAAAGUGGCUAAACUAGAGUUGGUGGUACAAGAAUAUAGAGUGCAGCAAAAUCAACAAGAAGUAUUGUAAAGGAAAUGUUUCAUAUUGAACCAAAAGAAAUAAUAUUUGAAGAUAUCAAACCAGGAAUUCUUUAUGAACAAAUAUUGAAUGUCUAGAAUUUAGCUAAAUAUCCUGUCAGAAUUAGAGUACAACAACCUAAAAGUAAUUAUUCUUAUUUAAAAAAGCUUCUAAAUUUAGAGCUGAUUAUGAUAUGUAAUAAGGUAUAGCAGCUGGAUUAGGACUAAAGGUCUUAAUUUUAUUUAAAGAAUCAGAAAGAGAUAUUGCUGCAUUAAAUCAACAUUAGAAACCUCCUCCUUUUUAUAAAGAUGUAAUUGUUAUAGAAUCUGAUGAAUUUAGAGCUGAAGUACAUUUAGCUGCAUAUAGAGCAUGUUCGAAAUUAAAAUUUAAUGAAUUCAUUGAUUUUGGAUUUGUAUAAUAAGGUACAGAAAAUACAAAAUCAUUAAUGAUUUAAAAUGUUGGAUUUGCAGAUGCUAAAGUUUAAGUUAAAAGUGAUGUUUUAAAUCUAAGAGCUUUACCUAAUCUAAUAACAAUUGCACCUGGAGAAUAUCAAUAAAUUAGCAUUAUUUAUAAAGCUAAUGAAAUGGGCAAUUUUAGAUAAACUAUGGAUAUAGUAAGUGAGAGUGGAACAUAAAAAUUGGAUAUUGCUGCUUGUUCUGUUGAUUACACAAGAUUUCUAAUGGAUUCUAAAGGAUCUUAAGUAACAUCCUUAGAUUUUGGAGAACUUUAUAUGGGUAAAACUAAAGUUAUUAAAUUAAAAUAUGUAAAUAAUGCUCCAAAAGGCCAUUAAUUUAAAAUUAUUACUAGAAGAGGCAUUAUAAAUCCAAAUGAUGAUAUUGUUAAUCUUUAAACUCCAAAUGAAUUAGGUAUAGAAUAGAGUGAGAAAUUAUUGGUUAUAUAACCAUCUUCAGGAUAUGUUUAGGCAUAUUCCAGUGUUGAAUUAUCAUUAACUUGUAUGAUUCAAAUAACUCCUAAAGAAUAAUAAUAAGCAAAGAAAAUCUGUUUUGGUGUUGAUGUAGAAAAGGAUUAAAUGAGUAGAGAAAUUAAAUAUUCAAUUAUUGUUUAAUAACCUGAUGAAGACUUAAUUGCUUAUACUAAUGUUAAAGCUUUACUUCCUUUAGUUAGAAUAUCUAAAUAAUCAUUAUAAUUUGGAGAUUGUGAUGUCAAUGACAAUAAAGAUAUUCUAUUUACAAUUUCUAAUUUAUAAAAUUAUCCUGUAGAUAUUACAUUCCAAAAAGUAUCUUGUUUCUUUUUUAAACCUGAAAAUGUUACAAUUAAUGGUUUAUCUUAAACUACUGUAUAAGUUAAAUUUACUCCAAAAAAUGUUGGAAAAUAUAGUCAAAGUAUAGAUAUGAUACUAAAUGAUUAUUUAACUAUUCCAAUUAAAGUAAAUGGAGAAGCUUUAAAGAUAGCUAAAAAGAGACCUUAAACUAGAGGACCUGAAGCAAGAGAAGAAGAUUUUUAAAUAGAUCCUAAAUUCAUUGACACUAAAGAAAUAGAAUAUAUUAAAAAGAGAAAUAAUGAUCUUAUUGAAUAAAAUCAUUAACCUGGCAAUAUUGUAGAAGGAUAUUUUGAAGAUACAUAAAAAAAGCCAAAACCUGCUACAUAGACUAACAAUUUUUUAUAAGAUUCAAGAAAUAAUAGAUUAGAAAAAUAAAGAUAAUAAAUAAUUUAAUAGAGGGUUGAAACAAUUACAAAAGCAUAAGAAAAGUAGAAAGAUGAAGGAUCUAAACCACCUAAAGAUUAUGAAUUUGAGUUAGGAUUAUAAGUAGAUAAUAUGGAUAAUGAUAUUGAGAUUCCAUAUCAUAAAGAAGGUCUUUAUGUUGUAAAACCAUUUUAAUAAUAUGAACCUUUAAAAAGAUAAGAUGAUGAAUUAGUAGAUUUUAAACCUGAUCCAAAAUAACCAGUCAAAAGAAUUUUAUCAGGAAGACCAUAAUCUCAUAAAUAAGUUAGAGAUGUAAAUAGAGAAUUAACAGCAGAAGAUUUGAAAAGAGUUUAAGCUGGUCCUAUAAAGAUUGAUUAUGGUACAAUUUAUAUUAAUACUCCUAUGUCAAGGACAUUCUUUAUUCAUAAUAAUUUAAGAUAUGCUAUAAUAGCUAGACUUUGUAUUGAUAAAAAAGAAGAACUUAAAAAGACAUUUUAAGAACCUUAAGUUAUUGAUAGUGGUGAAGAAGGAUAAUUUGAAAUUAUUGUAUAAGCUCAAUCAUUAGGAUAAUUGAAAUAAACAUUAAGAUAUAUUUUAAAUGAAAGACAUUCAUUUGAAAUUAUGGUUGUUGCUAAUGUAGAAUCUGUUAAAUUAGAAGUUUCUAAAACAACUAUUAAAAUGUAAUUUAAUGAAGAUGGAGGAAUGAGUGUAAAUGAUUCAAUAAAAUUAAGUAAUAAUGGUGUUGGACCAGCAUAAUUUAAUUUUAUAUAAGCUGAAGGAUCUAAAUUUACACUUGAUUGUUUAAGUGGAAUAAUAUAAGGAUAAUCUAAUUAAAUUAUUUAAAUUACUUAUACUCCAAGUAAAAUAAUGAAAGAUCCUUAAGAUACUGAAAGUGAUGUAGUAUUUAAAAAUUAGAAUCCAACAAGAUAAGAUGAAGAGAAAAUUAUAUUAAAAGUUAAGGAUGGUUCUGAAGUCUAAUUGAAAUGUAUAGGAUUAGUAAGUGAUGUAAAAUGUGUAUGUAAAAAUACUGUAGAGUUUUCAGAAAUUUGUGUUGCUUAAGAAAAGACUUUACCAUUUUAAGUUAAAAAUACAAGUAGAAACAAUGCAAUAUUUAAAAUUUUAACAGAUUAUUUACCUAUGGGUUGUAGUGUUACUCCAUCUUCUGGUAAAAUAUUACCUGAAGAGAAUAAAGAAUUUAGUGUUAAAAUUAAUUGUGAUAAAUCUAUUAAUAUUAAUACAUAAAUAUUGUUGAUGCUCAGAUCAGGAAGGGUAAUAAGGAUACCAUUAACUGCUUAAUGUAUUGUUCCUAAUGUUAUUAUUACAUAAUAAUUAUUUGAUUUUGGUGAUGUUACUACUUUAGGUAAUUAAACUGCUUUACCUUUAACAAUUACAAAUAAAAGUAAUGUUGAAGUGAAAUUAAUUUUUGAUUUAAGAAAUGAAGAUAUAAAUCCAGAAGCUAAUGAAGGAGUUGGAUGUUUAAUAUUGAAAUAAUAAUAAGAAUUGUUAAAGAAUUGUACAGAAGAAGAAUAAUAAGAAGAAUCAGAUGAUGAUCUACUUUCAUCUGCAAGAAUGAAAAAGAAAAUGAUAUGUCAAAAUAAAAAAUAUAUAUUAAAUAUGACACCAUAACAAACUGCAUAAUUUUAAUUACAUUUUUAUCCUAAAGAAUUAAAAAGAUAUUCAUUUUAAUUACCAAUAGAAAUCUAUAAAUUUGGAGUUAUUGAUUCUAUUAAAAGAAUGGUAUAAGUUUAUGGAUGUUCACCUAAAUUUAUUGUUGAACCUAAAACUGUAGAUUUCCCAAGAAAAAUUAUAUUAUCACCACCAGAAAAGAAUAAACCUAAUAUUUAAGAAAUUUUAUUAUCUAAUCCUGAAUAUAAAGGAAUAUAAUUUAAAAUUUAGAUUGAUGCUGAUAGUGGUAAUAUUCCAUCGGUUUUUUAAGUAAUUCCUCUUGCUGGAAGAGUUGAUGCUGGUUAAACUUUAAGAGUUAAAGUUAUGUUUAAUCCAAGAUAUGAGGGAACAUAUUCUAAAUAAGCAUAAAUUUAUCUUGAAGAUAGUAAACCAGGAUAACCAUAUUUAAUUGUAUAACUUCAUGGAAUAGCUGCAAAACCUAGUAUUCAAUUUGAUAGAAGAGAAUUAAUACUUUGUCCUGUUCCUUUAGGGAUAGAAUCUAAAUUAUAAUUUAAAGUUUUUAAUGAUGGAUUUGAAACAUAAAAAUUAUCAGUUAAACCAUUAGAAGGAUUUACAGUAGAGUUUUUAGAUGGUUAAACUGUUGGAAUUACAAAAUAACAUUUAGAUAUGAUGAUUAAAUAUACAGCAUAGAAUCCAAUUUCAAUUUCAUAAACUCUAGAAAUUAUUGAUGAAACUCAACAUAGUUAUAGUAUUAGUGUAUCAGCUACAAGUGAUAAUUGUUCAUUUACAACAUGGAUGUAUGAUAAUUAAUCAGAAAUUACUCUUGUUAAGGGAGUACCACAUUUAAUAGAAAUAAAUUAAACUGAUGAAUCUGAAGACAGUAAGGAGUCUAUUCAUAGAAAAUUAACAUCUACUUAAUAAAUAUCAGAUAAAGCUAUUGAAAGUAAAUGUGAACAUAUUUAAAGAUGGUAUAAUUAAUUUGUAGGAUAAUUGGAUUUAUUUCCAAAUUCUAUUAUUUUAAUGUAAGGUCAUCACAUUUUUGAACUCAUUUCAUUUCUAACAGGUAAAACAUAAUUUCCCUUUAAAGCUCAAUUAUAAGGUAUUAAAUAAAAGUCUUAGAUUUCCUAAUUGCUUUUUUAAUAAUACAAAGAAUUAUUACUUCAAUUAAAAGUAGAUGGAGCAUUAUUAAAUUAAAUUCGUCCUUGUUAUUUACUUAGUUAUGAUGAUUAUUAAUUGUAUUUAAAAACAAUUGAAAUGAAAUUCACACAUCCAGAUUAUCAAAAAUAUUCAUAAUAACAAUUUGAUUAAGUCUCUAAAUAUUCUUAUUUGAUACUUUUUACUUAAAUCCUUCGUAUUUAUUAUUUACCAAGAGUUACUUUAAAAGCUAUGAGAUAAAUAAAUGGAAGUAUUAAUGAAUAUCCUUAAUCAAAUGUUUAUUCUAAUUAAGAAAUGCUUAUUUUAAGAUGGAUUGAAAUAUAAGCUACAUAAUAUUGGAAAGAAUCAAAGAGUGUAAGAAUUAUUAAUUUUGGAAUGUUAAAAGAUGCUCAUAUUUUAACAGCAAUGUUAUUAAGUUAUUUAGGUCCAGGUGGUUUGAAAUACUUUUAACCUUUAGGUUAAAUAACCAAAUAGGAAUAAGAUUGUAGUCGCAAUAUGUCUAUUUUUUUAAAAGGUUUAUAAGAUAUAGGUAUUGAAUCUCAUUUAGUACUCAAUGAUUGUGUAAAUAUGAGUAAUCCUGAAUCUUUAUUGAUGUUAAUGCUUUUAUAUACAUAAGUACCUAAUUUCAUGCCAAAGAGGGAACCUUUAAUUUUUAAAUGUGUUUUAGGAUCAAUAGUAAUGAAGACAAUUACUUUAUCAAAUGUUACUCGAGAUCCUAUAGUAUAUUUUGUUAAAUUGGAAGGUUCUUCUGAUUUUUCUAUUGAAGAAGAUUAAGUUAAAAUAGAACCAGGAGGCAAAUAUAAUUAUAAUAUAAAAUUCACUUCAAGGAUUAGUGAUGAAUAAACAGCUUUAAUUACUUUUUGUAAUAAAAAAGGAAAUAAAAAUAUAGCUGCUGCAAUAGUAUAUGAAUUAAAAGGAAUAAUAUCAGAAAGAAUGAGUUAAAAGAUAUGGACUGUUAGUUCAGUUAUGUAUGAAAUGAAAGAAUUUAGUAUAACUGUUUAAAAUACUUUUACAAAUGCAGAAUUUGGUCAUUUUACUAUAUAAAUAGUACCAAUUAAAGUUCCAUUAGUUAUAGAGACACCAAAGAAAAAAAAGAAAGCUAUGUCAAUGGCUGAAAAGAAAAAAGAAUCAGAUAUUGAAUUAAAAGAAAAAUAAAGAUUGGAGAAGUUAACAUCAAUAGAAUUCCCUCCAGCUUUCUUUUGUAAAUAAGAGAGUAUUAGAUUGAAAAGAGGAGCAUAAUAUAAUUUACCAAUGUAAUUUUUACCAACAUAAUUACAUUAAUAAAAAUGUAUGGUUGUAUUUUAGGAUCUUUAAGUAGGUGAAUUUCAAUAUGAAAUUCAUGGUAAUGUUGAACCUCCUGAAGUUUUAUAUGAUCUUAAACCUGAUCUUUAAGUUUUUAUAGAUCAAGUAGCAUCUUUUUAUCAUCAUGUCCCAUUUUUUAAUCCAUAAUUAAAGUCAGCAUUGAAAUAAGUGGAUUAACUCACUAUUGAAAAGAAGAAAAUAAUAAAUAGAUAAAAUUCUAAUUCAGUUACAUUAUAAACUAAACCUAAUUUACCAAUGGAAGAUGUUAUAUUUUCUGUUUAAUUAGAAGAACCAUAAUCUUAUAUUAGUUGUGACAAAAUAUUUUAAUUGGUUAAUUAUCAAUAAUUAUUAUUAAAUCAUACUAAAAAUUCAGAUGAUGAUGAAGAUCCUUAGUAAUAACUUCAAAAAUCUGAUGAAAAAUAAAAUUUAAUUCAAUUUUCUAUGAAUUUCAAAACUGCUGUUAAAGAUUAUUUGAGUCAUUUUAUGUUAAUUAAUGAAACAAAAACUGAUGUAAGAAGAUUUAGAAUUUAAUUAACUUCACUUCCAAAACCAAUAACAGUUAUAUUAGAGAUGACAAUUCCUGCAAGAGAAGUAAUAACAUAAGAAAUUCCUAUUGUUAAUAAUACUGAUCGUGAUUUUAAUCUAAAAAUUCAUUUAAUUGGAGAUGAUAGAUUUUCAAUAUUAGGUGAUGGUUAAAGCAAGAGAAAAAAAUAAGAGAAAGCAAUAGAUAACAAAGAUACAAAAGAAAAUACCUAAAAAAAUAAUAAAGAUUAAGAUUCUCAUUAAUAAAAUAUUUAAAAAGAAUAAUUGAUAAAGAAGAAACUUAAUAAUUAACCAACAAAUGGUGCAGUAGUUAUAUAAUUUGCUCCUGAUUGGAUUUGUGAGGCUAAAGCUAAAUUAUCUAUUAUUAAUCCUUUAACUAAUGACUUCUAUGAAUAUUAAUUAAUUGGCAAAGGAGAAGAACCAUUAUCAGAAGGACAUUUUACAAUUAAAGCAGUUGCAAGAUAACCAAUUACAUAAAUUAUUCCAGUAACUAAUAAUACAAAUGAAGAACUCAGAUAUUCAGUAGAAACUGAUGUUUUAAAUGCUGCUGGUGAACAGGAAAUUACUAUUUAACCAUAAACAACUUAUGAAUAUAAAUUAAAUAUUAAUCCCUUAAUUAGUGGUUAAUUUACUGGAUCUAUUACCUUUACUGGAAAUGGUCAUUAUAGAUGGUGGACUAUUUUGUUAGAUACUGCUAAUCCUAAACCAUUAGGAACAGUAGAUUUAGUUUCUCCUAUUAGAAAAGCUAUAGCAUUUGAUAUUGAAAUUGCUAAUCCUUUACCAGAAAAUGUUACAUAUGAAGUAUAAAUUAUAGGUGAAGCCUUAUCAGGUGAUCCUUGGUUUUCAGUUUUGCCAGGAGGAACAUCAACAUAUUAAUUAAUAUUUUAACCACUAUAAGAAGGAAGAUGGAAAGGUAGUAUUUCAUUUUGCCAUCCAAAAAUGGGUGAAAUAUGGUAUACAUUGAAUCUUAUUGGGGAAGAUCGAGGUGGUAUUAAAGUUCCCUAAUUUAAAACUGAAUUAGGAAAAUUAGAUAAAUGUGAAAUGUUACUUGAAAAUCCAACUUGUAAUACAAUUGUUGCAGAAAUUGAAAAUAGCAAUCCUACUAAUUUCUCAUUAGAAUUUGAGGGAGGGCAAUAAUUACUUUUAGAACCUUACACUUUGAAACCUGUAUAUGUUGUAUUUGUACCUUCAGCUCUUACUGCUCAUUCUGGUGAAAUAUAAAUUAAGACUAAGGAAAUUGGUAAGUGGAUCUUUUUAUGUUUUGGAACUGGUGAAUCACCAACUCCUUUUUAAGAGACUACAGUCAUAUGUAAAGCAGGACAAUCUGUCACUUAAUAAAUUGAAUUCAAAAAUCCUUUAAAAGAUUCUUUAACUGUUCAAUUAGAAAUGUAACAAUAAAAUGAAAGUGUAUUUACUUUAUUAAUGAAAAGAUAAAGAAUUACUAUUGCUCCAUAAUCCAGUUUACUAAUUCCUUAUUAAUUUAGUGCUGUUGAUAUUAAAUCAUAUAAAUGUAAUCUUGUUCUUACAAUGAAUAAUUAAGUUAAAUGGACAUAUCCUUUAUUAGGUUUGAUAGAGAAUGAAGAGAUGAAUAAUGUUCAUUUAAUAUCAACAAAAUGUAGAAUUCCUUUAGUUACUAAAUUGAAUUUAAUGUUAGAUGGAUUAAAAAGUAAUGAAAAAGUUAUGUAUAAAAUAACUGAUAUGGAAAUUCUUAAGAAACAUUUAAAAAUUAAUUUACCUGAUCAUCACAUUAAAGAUGUCACAUAACCUCUUAGUUUUGAUAUUAGAUUUAUUCCUUACAAACCUUUUAAAUUACAAACUGAAUUGUAAGUCAAAGUUGAAUCUGGUGGAUUAUGGAGGUAUUUCUUAUAAUUAUAUUUAUAGAUUUAAAUUAUAAGUAAAUGCUCUAGAACCACAAAUUGAUGAUGUUAUUGUAAUAACUUCUGAAAUCAAUUAAUUAACAAAGGUUAGUUUUAGAUUAACAAACAGAAUUGAAGAAAUAGCUAAUUUUAAGGCUUAUUUUACACCAGAUUCUAAUCCUGAAUUUACUGUUGAACCUACAACUGGUCUAUUAGAGCCACAUGGUAAAAAAGGAACAGAAUUUAAAUUGGGAUUUAAACCUAAAGAAUAUGGGAUUCGUAAAGAAGCUAAAUUGAUUAUUGAAACAGAUUCAAUGUAUUGGUAUUAAAUUCUUUAUAAAUUUAAGGUCCUAUAUACUCAAAGGUCAUUUACCAAAAUACAUUCCACCAACUAAUGUUAAGGGUCAUGGUAUUAAUAGUGAAUUAGCAAAAAUUCCUACUCAUAAUAAUGAAAAGAAUUUUUUGAUAGAAAAUAUGAAGAAACCAAACAAACAUAAAUGA
Molecule: messenger RNA, 8920 nt
Organism: Paramecium pentaurelia
Lineage: Eukaryota; Ciliophora; Oligohymenophorea; Peniculida; Parameciidae
Source: the annotation of a GenBank genome assembly